GCUAUUUAGCUUAGCAGGCUGUCGACUGAACACAGCAAGCCGUAUAUGCAGCAUCUAGCCGUCUGCUUUUACGCUAUCACUAAGACUUAACAUUAGUGUGUCUUCGUUUAAAUCACAUGUAUUUCAUGUCAUAGGUUUAUGUCUACUCUGCACGCCUUUUGCUUGGUAAACACAAGUGUUUCAACAAGUACAGAUGUUGCGUUGCCUUAGAAACGCAGUGUAACGUGACACUGUCUGUCCUGAGCCGAGACGAACAGCAAGGAGUGUAUUAGACUUCUUAGCACAAGAGAUGAAAAAGAAACACUAAACGUCUGACAUUUUAUGUCCGUCACUCUUAAAUGCUGGAGAGGACCAUCAUGUCAUCUGACCUGCUGGUGGACCUGCACGAGGAUCUUGGAGGGGACGACUCUCCUAGCGCUGCUCUGGACCAGCUCAAACUGGUACAGGACAAACAGUGGCCGCCCGAUGACCCUGUUAGCCUGAGCAAAUCUGCUUCAGAUAUUAAAAGUCUUGGUGGCAUCACACACCUGCCCUGGGACGACCCCUUCUAUGACAUCGCAAGACAUCAGAUCGUGGAGGUUGCAGGUGAUGAUAACUUUGGUCGGAAGGUCAUUGUUUUUAACGCUUGUCGCAUGCCCCCCCAACAUCAGCUGGAUCACCAUAAACUACUCAUGUAUUUGAAGCAGACUCUUGAUAAGUAUGUGGAGAGUGAUUAUACACUCAUCUACUUCCAUCAUGGUCUGACCAGUGAGAACAAGCCCUCUCUCAGCUGGCUUCGAGAUGCCUACCGGGAGUUUGAUAGGAAGUAUAAGAAAAAUAUCAAGGCGCUCUACAUUGUCCAUCCCACCAUGUUUAUCAGAACUAUCCUUAUACUCUUCAAACCCAUCAUCAGCUUUAAGUUUGGCCGUAAAAUAAAUUACAUAAAUUACUUGAGUGAGCUGGAGGAGAUUAUGAAGUGUGAUCAACUGGUGAUUCCCAACAGAGUCAGAGAGUAUGACGAUAAGAUCCGUCUGUCUCUGAAGCCGUCUGCUAUCCCUGGACCAAUAUCUCCUCCCCGUAGUCCUCCCCUCCCUUUCCAGCAGUUUGGUGUACCACUGUCAACAUUGAGACAAAAGGCAGCAGACUCUGAGCUAAUUCCACUAGUGAUGCGUGACACCAUUGGAUAUCUGCAGGAGCAUGGUCUGCAGACAGAGGGAAUAUUUCGGCGCUCUGCCAAUGUUUCUCUGGUUAAGGAUGUAAAGCUGAAAUAUAACUCGGGCGAGGAAGUGAGUUUCUCUCAGAUGGAUGAUAUCCACUUGGCAGCUGUGAUCUUGAAGACAUUCCUCAGAGAACUGCCAGAGCCACUUCUGACCUACCAGCUCUACAAUGACAUUGUCAAUUUCCACAAUGUUGACAGUAAGUCUCGGGCAGAAACAAUUCGGAACAUGUUGCUGUCCCUUCCUGAGGAGAACUAUGCAUCUCUCCACUUCCUUAUACAGUUCCUUGCUCAGGUGUCUGCUGAGAGUGAAAUCAAUAAGAUGACCAAUGUCAACCUGGCUGUGGUGUUUGGGCCUAACUUGCUCUGGGGGCAAGAUGCAGCCAUGACACUCAGCGCAAUCGGACCAAUCAACAACUUCACCCGCAUCCUGCUUGACCUACAUCAGGAGGUCUUUACCCAGUGAGCAGCAGCAGAACUUUGACUCCAUACCCUUUUGUUGCCCCUCCCCAUUCCAAAGGUUCACUCAUCUGUUGCCGUGUCCCAUCCCUAGUGUCUUUCUCAGUGUUGUCAAAUGCACGAGAAUGUUAACUGGGUAAAGCUAUGCAGGAAGAAUAAGAGGGUUGGUUGAAGUGGACAUUCUGUGAUCAGAUUCUGACAAUCAGUUUCUUUUCUCUCCUGCAGAAAUCAUGUAGCUACUGUCAGUCAUUAUGAUACUGGACAGACAGAAGAAUUUUAUCAGGUCUGUUAGCAGAGACCUAAAUCAAUGAACCAACGAUCAAAACAGGUUGCAGUUUUUGGGGCUUACAUUGUGGUAGAUAUUCAGCUGUAGGAUCAGUUUGAAUUAAUUUCAGUUGGUCUUUCAAGGGGUACACUUUUAAUCAAUUUUAGAGAACAUGCACGUCCUCUUAUUUGUAAGUCAUAGAUAGCACAAGCUAUGGAUCAGUAAAAAGCACUACUACUUAAACUUUUAACACUUCUUUUAAACAUGUUUAUGUCCUCUGACAUAAAGUAUAUGUUAUGUUUUGUCUUAAAGAGCUUUCAUUUAAUUUUCAUUUAUAUUAUCAUAUCCUGAUUCCUGAAUAAUAUUAUUAUUUCUAAAAUUUUAUCGCUAUCACCUCCACAGCAUAUCUCUUUUGUUGUCUCAGUGGUUCCAGGAACAGGGCAGAUGCUGUAUGGCAAGCACAAUAUCACUACAUAUGUUCUUAUGACUCACAGAAGCUUUUGAAGCCUGAUGCUUACACUGAUCAUGAGAAGCAGUCUGGCAUGAAUUCUUGUUCAAUCUGAAUUCUUGAUAAUGCAGUAUAUAUAAAUACCUGCCAACAAUCCCCCAAGUUGUGUGUGUGUGUGUGGUCUGUUUAGUAAUGCUGUUGUGUUAUUCUACCGACUUAUUUAUUUUGGCCAAAGAUUAUAUUGUUACAAUGUUUAUGUGAUACAUUUUAUUUGGUACUAGAAGAUGUUCAGCCUGUCAAAGACCGUGCCAUUGUACAUGGGCUCAUUUGAAACAAAAGCCCAAAUCUAGGUUGAAAAAGCAAAGAAUCGUUUGAUGUCAUUUUGUCCUCUUGGUGAAAUUGUUGGUGUUUUAUCAAUGAGAAAACAUAUCAUUGUGUGAUACAAGUUACUACUGGUGUCUGUGUACAUAAACACAAAGUACAGCAACAUUCAGUAUUUAUCACAGGGCUCUGUAUAAAUAAGAAUUUUUUGAUAGAAGGAAAUGAAACAGUCACAAAGGAUGGUUGUUUCAUUGAUCUAAACGUCCAAAAGAACCAUAAAGCAGGUACAUGCUAAAUGUUUAGCACUAAUGAUUUAAGUGUCAUAUGCCUUGAUUAUUGAAUUGUAACUGUUUACCGUGUCAUGUAAACGUCCUAUCAAUGUCAGUACAUCGGAGCAUUGACAAGUGGACCAGUGGCUUAAAUAGUUUUAGCAAAACUCCCUCAAACCCACAUGUCUGUGUGCCUUACUGGAAUGAACUGGCGAUGAUAUUUGCUGUUUAAUUCCCCUUCUCUGGUCGGAUCUGUGAACUUUGUGCCAUUUUGUUGUAUCUGUAUCCAAAUGCCUACCUGUUUACUUGUACUGUAGACACGUAUUUCUGGUUUCCAGGUGAAACUUUGCAUUACUUCUUUUGUGAAGGUUCUUUUCUUCCAUUUUGGCUGUUAAAAGGUAUUCCUUUACUUUUGAAAUCCUUACUUUUGUAUACCACGUGGUGAAUUCAGAGUAAUAAACUGUUAGAGAUUGUGUAA
Myxocyprinus asiaticus (Chinese sucker) is the source of this 3435-nucleotide messenger RNA. RefSeq names its product rho GTPase-activating protein 1-like. Gene Ontology annotation, molecular function: GTPase activator activity. Bases 339 to 1661 code for a protein of 440 amino acids. The record is from RefSeq and is a predicted model, not a curated record. Gene Ontology annotation, biological process: small GTPase-mediated signal transduction; negative regulation of endocytic recycling. Gene Ontology annotation, cellular component: cytoplasm. The transcript has 13 exons. NCBI's taxonomy places the organism in Eukaryota, Metazoa, Chordata, Actinopteri, Cypriniformes, Catostomidae.